AUGUUAAGGAAAUAUCUUCAAAAUAAAAGGACAUGCUCAUUGCUAAGAUUAGCAAGGCUGAAAAGUACUGUUUCUGGCUUUUCACGGCAAGAUAUGGAAUUUGCUAACGACGGUUCCGGAUCAAGACAGAGGGAUAGUAAUGGCAGGUACAGCCAAAAAGCGGGAUUUUUAGUGACUGAUGAUCUUGGUUAUAGUGCAAAUGUUAUUGAAAGAGACGACUUGCAACAAAAAGGAUUUAUUGGGCCCUAUCGCAGACCUAACGGAGAACUUAUACAUGGUUCAAGCGCAAAAGAAGCACGAUUACUCGAAAAGACGCUUGCCGGAAAAAGUCCAGGUCAACAGGUCACCCUGAACUCUGAAGUAUCGAAGGCUAUUAAUAACAAUAUUCUAAGCCUGCAUGUUCCGAACAAUCUGAGGAGAGCAGUGGCAGACUACUUCGUAGAGCUUAAUCAAAGUAAAUUGCAUAGACCUGCGCGUACACUUUUGGAAGUAGAUGGACAUGUUUCUUCUAUUUUUCUACAAAACUAUGGUGCCAUUUAUCAAUCUCUAAGUGAAUUGAAGAAACGUCUAGGUCCAAAAUUCAAUCCACGUCGUGUUCUAGAUGUAGGAUUCGGACCAGCAACUGGAAUAGUCGCAUUUAAUGAUUUAAUGGGCCCGGAAUUCAGAUGUGAUUCGAAGGAAGCAGUGAUUUUUGGCCACAUUGAAAUGCAAAAGAGGGCGAAGAUCAUUUUGAGUAGACAGCUCAAUGAGAUUCCAGAGGGCUCUACAGUUAAUGACGAAAAAUCUGGUGACGAAAUAAACGAUAAGAAACUUGAUGAUGACAAUAUAACUGAAGAAAGUGAUUUAGUGGGAGAGGUAAUGACGAAGCGAAUCAAAAUUGCAACUAAAUUGAGAGAUAAAGCCCCAGGUUCCAAAGACUAUGAUCUGAUAAUUUUAACUCAUCAACUCCUCAGGACCGAGGAAAAAUUCCCCAUUGAAGUCGAUAGUAAUUUAGAGCACUAUUUGAAACUUCUAUCACCAGGGGGGCAUCUUGUUAUAGUAGAGCGCGGAAAUCCGCUAGGGUUUGAAAUAGUAGCGAGAGCUAGACAAAUUAUGCUCAGACCUGAAAAUUAUCCCAAUGAGCACGGUAAGAUACCACGGCCGUGGAAGAGGGGUUCAUCUAUGAAAAUAAGACAAAACCUGCACGAAAACGUUGGAGGGAUUUCUAAACUUGACGGUGAGGUCAAUGAUUUGGUUGAGGAGCUGAAUGAAAAGUUCGGGAAAGUGAGUGAUGAAGAAUUGAAGUUCGAGCCAGAACUUUUAGAGUCAUUGCAAGAGGAAGUUGAGCAGUCUAAAAGCGAAGAUUAUCAUCUCACAGUUUUGGCUCCCUGCCCUCAUCAACGUAAAUGUCCACUUCAAGUUGGCAAGCCGCAGUACUACGAAUAUCAGGAAGGCAAGUCGCUCAAAUUUUGCAAUUUCCAAAAAUCAGUCUUAAGGCCAAAAUUUAAUACAGAGCUUAAGAAAGGCAGGCUGUUAGCCACAAGAUGGCAAACAAAAUCCGAUGGCAUUGGAAUCAAAGGCCUUGCUCAACCCGGAACUGGUAGGCCGUAUGGCAGAAAUGAUGAAAUAUUAAAUUAUUCUUAUUUGAUUAUGGAAAGGUCACAAAACGACCCUAUAACUAUCCAAAACAUAAAGAAAGCACGAGAGCAGUCAGAAGUCCAAUAUACGAUCGGAUCAUUGGGUGACGAUACCCCUAACACAUGGCCUCGUAUCAUAAAACAACCUGUAAAGAGAAAGGGGCAUGUUAUCCUAGAUUUAUGUGGUUCAUCAGGGCAACUAGAAAAAUGGACGGUACCUAAAUCCCUAUCCAAAGACAUCUAUCAUGAUGCACGCAAGUCUGUGAAAGGAGAUUUAUGGCCUCUUGGGGCAAAAACAAAGAUGAAGGGCAUGGGAAACUUGAAUGUGGCCAAGUUUGAGCAGCUUGAGAAGGAAAGAAUUCGUGAGGCAAGAAAAGUUGCUAAAAAGCAGGAUAGGCUGAUCAACGAAGCAGUUAAUGAGCUGGAUCAUUCGGAAAAAGGGGAAGCAUCAGAAGCUAUUGGUGUUCUAUCUACCUUAUAUGGAAGAGAAUUUGAUCGUGCAGACAAGAAAAGAUAUGGUAAAUACCAGAAAAAGCAGAUGAUUACUGACAAUAUUUAA
Lachancea fermentati is the source of this 2175-nucleotide messenger RNA. Lineage: Eukaryota; Fungi; Ascomycota; Saccharomycetes; Saccharomycetales; Saccharomycetaceae. The record is from the annotation of a GenBank genome assembly.